UAUGGCGCCAACGUUCAAUUUACCUUCGUUUUCGGAUAAAGGAAGUGUGUUACAUAAUAAAAAUGACGCAAGAGUCGUUAUAUCUGGGAUGUCGGGUCUAUAUCCAGAGUCUUACAGCGUAAAGGAUUUGGCCAAUAUUCUGUAUAAUAAGAUCAACCCAAUCAAUAAUACAAACGUCCGGUGGAAGUGUGAACAUCCCGAGGUAGCGCAGUACACCGGCAAAAUGCCAGGACUAAAACACUUCGAUGCUCAGUUUUUCAAAGUUCAUUACCGUCUUAGCAAUAACAUGGACGCUAUGGGUCGCAAGUUGCUGGAACAGUCAUAUCAGGCAAUUUACGAUGCAGGUAUUUGUCCAGAAGAACUUUCUGGAAAGAAAGUUGGUGUCUACGUUGGCAAUUGUAUGUCUGAAAGUGAAAAGGCUAUUUUUUAUGCCGCAUAUUCUAAGACAGGUUUUGGUAUCGCAGGAGGUAGUAAAUCGAUGUAUGCAAACCGCAUAUCGUACUGGUUAAACGCCAAAGGUCCUUCUAUGAGUAUAGACGAGGGCUGCUGCAGCUCCACCGAAGCCUUGAACCAAGCUUACCUAGCCAUCAAACACGGCGAGUGUGAAGCAGCCAUUGUCGGAGGAAGUAGUCUUAGUUUGCAUCCUCAGUCUGCUAUUCAUUAUGGGAGAAUCUUAAAUUUAAGCAUGGAUGGUAAGACUAAAUCCUUUGACACUGAAGCAGAUGGGUGUGCUAAAUCUGAAGCAAUUAACGUCCUUUUUCUUCAAAAAGCUGAAAAUGCAUUAAGAAUUUACGCAGAAGUCGUACAUGUAAAAUGUACAUAUUUACCAAAUACUCUUCAUGAAACAAAAAGUCAAAAAUUAGGUUUAUAUAGGGAUCCUGACAACAUGGCCAACGUUAUAAGUACUUUCUAUGAUGAAGCAAAUAUAUCGCCACUAGCUGUUGAAUAUGUCGAAGCUUGUGGUUCUGCUACACCGGAAGUAGAUAAAGCAGAACUUGAAGCCAUCCAAAAAGUUUAUUGUAAUAACCGAAGGCAACCACUUUUAGUUGGCAGUGUUAUGUCAAAUAUAGGUUAUUGUGAAGCUGCAUCGGGGAUAGCUGCUAUUACAAAGGUUCUUAUAGGAUACCACUCUGGAAAGCUAGCAGGAAAUUUAAAUUGUGACUCGCCACGAAACGAUGUAGCAGCUUUGCGAGAUGGUCGUAUGCGCAUUCUAACUGAUCAUCACGGUUUUGACCGUUCCUACACAGCUGUCCAUGGCAUCUCACUUACUGGGGUUAAUGCACAUGUUCUUUUAUAUGGUCAUCAUAAAGCUACGGACCCAAGACGUUACAAGACAGAUAUUCCUCAUUUAGUAUUGAUAUCUGGCAGACAGGAAACUUCCGUGAACAAAAUACUUCUGGAUCUAAAAUCUCGCCCGGUUGAUCCCGAGGAAAUAGCUCUACUGCACAAUAUUCAUAAAACAAGAAUUUCUGGACAUUUAGGAAGAGGAUUUAUACUUCUUGACAAAAGUGAAAAGGACGAAACCAUUUGUGUGCACGAAGAGUCAAAUUACUUUGACGACAUCAAGCGGCCGCUGUGGUUCGUAUACAGCGGCAUGGGCUCCCAGUGGGCCGGCAUGGGGGCACAGCUCAUGAGGAUUCCGAUAUUUGCCGCUGCUAUUGAAAAGUGUCGUCAUGUAUUGGAACCUAAAGGACUGGACAUUGUGCAUAUAAUUACAUCUCCAGAUAAAACCAUAUUUGACAAUAUUCUUAAUUCUUUCGUUGGAAUUGCUGCAAUACAAAUUGGUCUUACCGAUGUAUUACGGGCUAUGGAAAUAAGUCCUGACAAAAUUAUCGGUCACAGUGUGGGUGAACUAGGCUGUGCGUACGCAGACGGUUGUUUGACAGCCGAGGAAAUGAUACUGUCUGCAUACAGCCGCGGUCUAGUCUCUGUGCAGACUCCGUUCAUUCGUGGAUCAAUGGCAGCCGUUGGACUUGGUUUCGAACGGAUGUCUAAAAUGGUUCCACCUGAGAUUGAAAUAGCUUGCCACAACGGCCCCAACUCUAGCACAAUUUCCGGUCCCGCCGAUAUCAUGAAAGAAUUCGUGGCUCAACUUACUGCGAAGAAAAUAUUUGCGAAGGAAGUGCCAUGCUCAAACAUUGCAUAUCACUCGCGAUACAUCGCUGAGGCAGGUCCAGCUCUGCUCAAAUAUUUGGGUGAAGUGAUCACGUCCCCAAAAGUUCGCAGUAGACGCUGGGUUUCAACGUCAGUGCCACAAGAAAAAUGGAAUGAUCCCAUCGCAAAAUAUUCAUCCGCAGAAUAUCAUACGAAUAACUUACUUAAUUCAGUGCUUUUUGAGGAAACAUCGAGGCUUAUCCCACCAAAUGCGGUAGUAGUAGAAAUUGCUCCUCAUGGCCUUUUGCAAGCUAUCCUCAAGCGUUCUCUGCCUGAAUCCUGCAAGCACGUACCAUUGACAAGACGUGGUCAUCCAAAUAAUGCAGUUUUCUUGCUGGAAGCUCUCGGAAAUCUCUUCAUGGUGGGAUACAAUCCGAAAGUGCAAGCCAUAUACCCGAAAGUAGAAUUUCCAGUUUCUACUACAACGCCAAUGUUGUCACAUUUAGUGGAAUGGGCGCAUCACGAAAUAUGGAAUGUACCAUUAUUUGUGUCAGAAGAAAGCAAAGGUGCAUCUUCCUGCAAUCAUAUUAUAUCGAUCCAUGAUGACAGUCACGAUUACUUAAAAGGUCAUGUUGUUAGAGGAAAAAUCUUAUACCCAUUCGCUGCUGCGUUAGUAACUGUUUGGGAUACAUUAGCCAUGGUGUUGUCAGUUCCAAAAAAACAACUUUCAGUCAAGUUUGAUCAUGUACACCUUUACUUACAACCUGUGCUUCAGGACCGUGAACCAUUGCGACUAUAUGUAACUAUACAAAGAGGCAGAGGCUAUUUCGAGGUUUUGAAUGACAACGUCAAGAUCGCAACUGGUUUUAUUACCAGUGAAAUUAAAGAAUUUAUAAAUGCGAAAGAUAAAUUGGAAUUAGUGGAAAACUUGGAGCUAAAAUCAGAAGAAAUUUACGAAUUAUUAUUCGCUAGAGACUAUAACUAUACGGAUGAGUUCCGUAGUAUUUGUAAAGCUAAAUUGUCACUAACAGAAGCUCACCUACUGUGGCAAAACAAUUGGGUGACGCUUAUUGAUGGUAUGAUCCAACUCAAUGCACUUAGGCGUCAUCACGAUAGUGUAUCGCAACCAAAUUUUAUAAGAAAAAUGGUCAUCGAUGUUAAAAAUCAUUUAACAGCAGUAGAUGAUGCAAAUGUUAUAUUGGUUAAACUUUGUGAAGUGAUGGAUACUACCAGAUGUGGAGGGGUCAUUAUUGAAAACAUUAAAUUCCACGACAUGCCUUCACUAAACGAAGGACAGAUUGCUUUAAAAACUGAUAUCAAUGUUAUUCGGAGUGGUAAAUAUUUUAAACCAAUUCAAGAAAAUAUAUCGGAAGAAAAUAGAAUAGCUCUAGAAAUUACACGUUUUGGUGAUAUUGACUUUACAAAAUGGAUAGAAGUAACAAAAUCAAAUCAUCAAGGAAUUUCAGUGAAGGUGCAAUACGCAGGCUUAAGCGAUGCUUACAUAAAGAAAGUAUUUGGAGUGGCCACAAAAGAAAGCAUCGAUAUUAAGAAAGUGAUCGAAUAUGACUUCAGUGGUGUUACAAAUAGGAAAGAACGCGUGAUGGGUAUCGUCCAAGAUGAAUCAAUAAGCACGCACAUCCAAGCAAAGCCUGAAUUGCUGUGGCCCGUACCUGAAUAUUGGACUUUAGAGGAAGCAGCUACUGUUCCAUUAGCCUACUGCUUGGCAUUCUACUGUCUUUGCAUCAAAGCUAGGUUCUACCAUGGCAUCAGCAUUCUCGUGCACGACGGAUCAGGAGCUUUAGGUCAAGCGAUCAUAUCUAUUGCACUCGCACACGACUGUGACGUUUAUACCACAGUGAGCAGUAUCAAGAAAAAAAGAUUUUUGCUCAAUUUGUUUCCAGAACUAAAAGAGGAUCAUAUCGGCUGUUCCCUGAACAACAGUUUUACGGAUAUGGUUCUUAAUGGUACAAAACGCGGAGGGUGUGACAUUGUUAUAAUCUCUUUAAAAGGACUCCUACGAGAUGCAUCCAUAAAAUGUUGUAAAUUAUCUGGAUACGCUAUUGAUACUUCGCUUAUACUGGACGAUGAGGAUUAUAUGUUUGGACUGUAUCAUCUAACUAAAUCUAUCACUUACAAUACACUGCAGUUUUCCUCAGUAUUUGAUAUUAAAAACACAGAAGAUUUGAAAAGACUACAAUUGAUGGUGAGCGAAGGAAUCGCUCGCGGCUACGUGCUUCCGCUCUCUCGGGUGGUGUACGCGGCGGAAGAUGCCUCACGAGCUCUGCAGCUGCAAGCGAGCUGCAGACAUGUUGGCCGAGUGCUACUACAUUUAGAACAAGAUAUCUCCUGCACUCAGAAUAGGUUUCGUGCCGGUUGUACUUCAACCAUCGAACAAGCUAAAGGUAAAAAUAAUUUAAAGAUAGACAGACGAAUGUCGAUUAUGAUCGAUAGAUUCUGUUCUAGAAUAAGCUGCUCACCUGAUCGACUACAUAUAUUGUUAUCUGAGAAUGCUGUUAUGGGGAUGCAAUUAGUGGAAAGAUUAGUAAAACGAGGAGGAAGAAGAUUCUUGCUAUGUUUCACAAAAAAAUCAAGGAGCCUUUUAUAUAAAAUCAGGUCCUGGGAAAAUCAAGGAGUUCAAUUUAAAAUUUCUUAUGGAAACUUGUGGAAUGAAGAUGUUUUUGAUUUACUAAACGAUAAAAUCGAAAACGUUGAAGGAAUAUAUUGUAUUAUGAAUUCUGAUUCAGAAAUUGGAAACAAUAAUAAACAGUUGGAACAUCUGAAUCUAGCCAUACGAAGAUUGAAUUGGCCCAUAAAGUACUUCGCAGUGAUUGAUUCCAAAGGUGGUAUUAGCAACAAUUUAAUAAAACUAACAGAACCACACGAUGAAUUCAUAACAAUCAAAUUGCCAUCUUUAGAAGUCGUUGAAAACAAUAGAUAUUUUCCAGUCAGUAAUGUUAUUGAUGCUAUAGAAAAAGCUAUAUGUAACAAACAACCUCUCUUAGCUGUGUAUCAUACACAAAAUUCUUUUGGCAACUUGGUAGAAGAGUUAGCUAAUUUAGCAGAUUUUUCAACCUUUGAUGGGCCGUCUUCAUUGCAAGAUGUGACACUUGAAGAACUGGGAAUGGAUCCAUCAAAAUCUCAUAUUGUCAGAGCUUAUUUGCGGGAUCUUCACAAUGUUUCACUGGACGAAAGCGAUAUACCAUCGUUAACAAUAAAAAAGAUAGGGGAGUUAGCUGGUAACGAAGAAAAAGAAGUGUUUAUUGAAACUGAGGAUUUGAAAACAUUCUUAACUCACAUUGAUUCAGAUGAACUCCUGGCUACAACAGAAAUAGUAUUUUUACCGACACUAGCCACAAGUUCUGCCACGAGAGCUGAUGAAUUUGACGUAAAAGAAACAUAUCUGUGCAUAGUACCGGGCGUAGAAGGGUUACACGUGCGAUUCCGUGAACUAUGCGAGCGGAUCAAGGUACCUGCACUAGUGUUGCAGCCAGGCGUUGAUAAGCCGCAGGAGACUAUACAAGAAAUAGCACAAAGAUAUACUAAGAUUCUUCUGAAAAAGACUCAAUUAAAAAAGCGCUUUUAUUUUCUUGGAUAUGAAAGUGGAGUUUUAGUUGCCUUAGAAAUGGCAGCGAUUCUCGAAGACAGUGGGUUAAAUGGCACGAUCUUCUGCAUCGGUGGUGCACCGCAAGAAGUUCUCGAAAAGUUUGAUGAAAAAUUAGCUAAAUUCGAAACAGAAGAAUCAUUGCAGUCAGCAGUAGCUAGCCAUAUGUUUAAGUUAUUGGUCAAUGGCGAUAGCCCCGAGAACCUAGAUAUUGAUCUGAAAAGCAUUCCUACUUGGAAGGAGAAAGUAUCGUUCUGCGUGCAGAUGCUGUUGGGGCGAAUUGAUCAUUCUAUUCAGUAUGCAAAAGAAAUCAUUGAAGCCGUAUAUGAAAGAAUAGUACAAGUGCGACGUUAUCAGUCACAGCCACGUCCACUUCGCUCCCUCCUCGUUACAAUUCGGCCCUGGACAUCUACGACGAAUAACGUUAAGUUUCAUUCUUUGCAAAGUCAUUCGCAACAAAAAGUCGUAGAGUACCAGUUGCAAGUUCCUCUGGCGUAUGCCGCACAAGACAUGCGCUGUGCUGCCAUUGUGAACCGUCAUUUAGACCAAGAUAUUCUUGAGGGAUUCGAUAAGAAAAAUUUAUGCGAAACUUACCAAACAAAAGCUGAUUCAUUUGUAUUUAUUGAAUCAAUGUUGGUUUGAUUCUCUGAUCGCAUUAUUCAUUAUUAUGUGUUAUAAACUUUAUGUGAUAAAAUAUUAAAAACAUUUUAUGUGUGGGCAUCUUGAGUAUUAUUAUGCCAAA
Bicyclus anynana (squinting bush brown) is the source of this 6437-nucleotide messenger RNA. RefSeq names its product fatty acid synthase-like. Gene Ontology annotation, molecular function: fatty acid synthase activity; oxidoreductase activity. NCBI's taxonomy places the organism in Eukaryota, Metazoa, Arthropoda, Insecta, Lepidoptera, Nymphalidae. Gene Ontology annotation, biological process: fatty acid biosynthetic process. Bases 2 to 6337 code for a protein of 2111 amino acids. The record is from RefSeq and is a predicted model, not a curated record. The transcript has 36 exons.